GUGCGAUGCCGAGGGGCGGGCUUUAAAUGGGGCAGCGGCGGGAGUGGAGGGGGGGCGACGGCGACCGCGAACGAGUGCGGCGGUCUCCCCCAGCCGACAGUCCCCUCUGGAAGCCCGGCUGUCCCGUGGAACUCGGCAGGUCGUCACCUUGUGUGUUUUAACCUGUUGGCCGUGGUACGAGAGCUGCUGUCGCUGGUGUAGACUGUAGCUUCCUUGAGAAGGGCGUUAGGGGACAGGAGUCACAGCAGCAGGUGUUGGUAUGAAAGGUGUAACCCAUCUGCAGAGGAAGAGUCGGCAAACAGGCUUGACUGGGUAUAAACCAGAGAGGCCUGAGGACACUCUGAAGACACUGAAGAGUUGCAGUCCUUUAUUUGGAAUACACGUUAUGAACCCUUUCUGGAGCAUGUCUACAAGUUCUGUGCGCAAGAGACCUGAUGCUGAAGAGAAAACUUUGAGUGGAGAGCUGCGAACCAGUCCUCUACGAGCCUCUACAAAGAAACAGUUGCCUUCUAUUCCAAAGAAUGCUGUGCCAAUAACCAAGCCUGCUUCACCUGCCACAUCGUCCCAGUCGACAAAUGGAACACAUGCUUCUUAUGGGCCUUUUUAUUUAGAGUAUUCUCUCCUUGCAGAAUUUACCUUGGUUGUAAAGCAGAAAUUGCCGGGUGUUUAUGUGCAGCCAUCUUACCGAUCAGCGUUAAUGUGGUUUGGUGUAAUAUUCAUAAGACAUGGGCUCUACCAGGAUGGUGUGUUUAAAUUUACUGUCUAUAUUCCUGAUAAUUACCCAGAUGGAGACUGCCCGCGCUUGGUUUUCGAUCUGCCUGUCUUCCAUCCACUAGUAGAUCCUUUAUCUGGUGAACUGGAUGUAAAGAGAGCAUUUGCAAAAUGGAGGCGAAAUCAUAAUCACAUAUGGCAAGUAUUAAUGUAUGCUCGCAGAGUCUUCUACAAGAUUGAUACAACUAGUCCUCUGAACCCUGAGGCUGCAGUGCUGUAUGAAAAAGAUAUUCAGUUGUUCAAAAGCAAAGUGGUGGACAGUGUGAAAAUAUGCAGCAGUCAUUUAUUUGAUCAACCUAAAAUAGAGGAUCCCUAUGCAAUCAUUUUUUCUCCAUGGAAUCCAGCUAUACAUGAUGAAGCUAGAGAGAAGAUGUUGACUCAGAAGAUUGAGAAAGGGGAGAGAACACCAACUGUGUCUUCUGUAAUCAGAUUUGUAUAUUAAAAGCUGCUGCUCCAGGAGUGCGAAACAUCUACACAAUUUCUCGACUUCAGUCUUCUUGUUAUGCAGGUAAGAAUGAAAGAUGCUUUUAUCUUUUAAUUGACCUUAUGGGAAGAUUUAGGACUUAAUUCAACUGUUAUUCAGAGGACCAGGAAUGACUGAAAACAGAGCUUUUCACUUCUGCUUACUUAUAAAAACUUCUGGAAUCUGAGUGUGCUACAUUUUCCAUUAACAACACUACUGUCCCAGUCAUGUCACCAAAAAAGAGUAAAUUGGCAUCCUGUACUAGUGGUUAGUGUGUUUCGCACUUUCCUAAGAAGUCUGGUAUUUUGGAACUAUUUUAAAUGAAAACAUCUAGUAAGUCUAAUAUAUGCACUGCUUCCUUAUCCUAUUAGCAGGGAGAGAUUUCUCUCAGGCAGCCUGAUUUAGUACACUUAAAAAAAACCAAACCCCAACCAAAAGCCCACAAACCCUUUCCUGUAAAAACAAACGAAGCAGCUAAGUCUAUGUGUUAGGACAUGGGCACCACCCUCUCUCUACUGAGUAAGCAAGGUGACUAUUUCCUGAUGCUCAGGAAAAGCAAGCUGAAGAAACAUUACAAGCAUAUAAAAUUCCUCGAAACAAGCAAACAUCCUGAGCUGCCUGCGUUCGUUACUGCAUAUACAUCAAGUUUAAAUGAAUUCUUAAUGCCAUUUGCUGAAGAGGGGAGCUGUGGGAUGUCAAUUUAAAAAUAAAUACAAAAGUCAAAUCGCUUCCAUACAGAAAGACGGCUGAAGUCAGCCUUUGAAAAAAAAAUUCACAUUUAGAAAGUGCCAUUGCAAAUAUACAGCAAAACUAAUCUGCCUUUAAAAAUGAUGCUUCACAGCCCUAUCAAAAGUGCCACCUUAUGAACGAGAGUUCGCUUUAGAACAUUGCACAGCUAGAAACAAUGCAUAAACAAAAUGAUCUACCUUUAUAAACAAGGUGCCCAAACAGUAAAGCAAAAUGAUGUGAUGGUUUUCAGGGGCACAUGAAACAUCCUAAAUGUGGAAAAGAUCCAUUCAGCCAGCUUCCUUCAGGGCUUAAAAAGAUGAUUCCCAUCUUCCCUUUCCAAGCAGAGCUGGAUGUUGCUAGAACAUUACUUGUAAAUUAUCAUUUCUGUGGAGCUCGUUACUGUAACAACCAGGACACCGACGAAUAUGGGUAUCUUGGUGCCAUGCUCCUGUGUCUGCAGCAUGUAUCACUUGCUAGUCCAAAGAUGGUAAGGGCAAAGCACUGACAAAAAUGGUUAGAGGAAAUGGAUUUGAAUACCUGUUGCAAGGUAGAAAGUGUAGAAAGCUGUACUGGGGAUGCAUUCUCCAAGCACCAAAAAGCUCUUCAGUUGCUUUCUGAAGCCCGAGGCUGGAGGUGGAUGGCUUGCCUUAGGAGGAGCGUAACCACAGGCUGAGGUGGGGAUGCAGGAUUGAAGCGGAUCCUUGCUGCCCCAAGGGCAGGGGAAGCCCUUUCUCCUGCCCCUUUGGAGGAGCACAAGGCUUGGCGCAGCCUGGGGCAGCAAGAUGGGAAGAGGGGACAGCCUGGCUGAAGACACUGGCAAAGGCCCAGUGAACCCACAUGCUGCACUCAGCAGCCUGGCCCUAUGAGUGGCGGAGAGGGAAUACCUGUGCUGGAACAGUGGACUGACUCAGUGAGACCCUCGGUCAUUUGCUACAUCUUGUAGUCGUCUUAGCAGAGCAGUGUGAUUCUCCUGACAGAUUCGCUUAGCUGGUGCUUCAGUA
Molecule: messenger RNA, 2964 nt
Organism: Phalacrocorax carbo (great cormorant)
Lineage: Eukaryota; Metazoa; Chordata; Aves; Suliformes; Phalacrocoracidae
Source: RefSeq, a predicted model, not a curated record